AUGAACAAUAUUCUCAAGUACGGCUCAAUUUCUAAAAUUCCACUUUACGAUUGCAGCGCCCAUACCGCUGAAGAAUGGUCCCAAAGAGAUGGAGUUCCACGUCCAAUUAUCGGAUGUUUGGACAUGGCCUAUGGAAUUUUCAUUAAUAUCAUGUACAUCCCGAUCUUGACUGUCAUGUUCGAGUCGGACCACUUCAAAUUAUCCUGCUUCAAAAUCAUGAUCUUUCUCGGAAUAGUCGAUAUGGCAGCACUCUGGGUCAACUCGAUCGCCACAGGAUUCCUAGCGUACCAUGGAGCUGUGUUCUGCUCCUACCCGAAUUUGAUCUACAUUGCCGGAAUGGCGGGCUUGGGGCUUUGGUGCUGUUCGUGUAUUAUUGCGAUGAGUCUGGUGGUAAAUCGGUUGUUGGAUUUGACAAAACCGAGAAUUUGUGCAGCUAUAUUUGAGGGGAACAAGACGUUUGUCGUGAUGAUGCUGCCGAUUAUGUACGGGCUUUAUUUUGUGUUCUUCACAAAGCCUGUGAUGUUUUCUUCAAAGUAUAUGACAUGGUUCUUUGACCCCCUGAUUUUUGAGGGACGUGGCAAUGAGUACGCCAACAUUCCCCAUGGAUUUAACAACCUACUCGUCGUAGGUAUCACUUGCCUGCUCUACACCUCCCUUUGUUGUGUACUCGGGGAAAAGUUCAAUAUGAUCGAGGACACUACUAAUUCGAAAAUGAAGAAUAUGAGUCUCCAAAUCUUCUUCCAAUCCGCACUGAUCUGCGCCAUCAACCAGGUGGCGUCCAUCAUCUACGUCAUCAUGAACUUCGUCGAUGUCCCACUGUGGAUCAUCAUGAUGGGACAUGUACUCUGGCAAUUUGGACAUGGUGCACCUGUCCUGAUCUACCUGUGCUUAAACCGGACAUUGAGAAGUGGGCUGCUCAGGAGAUUGGGGUUGCGGAGAGUUCGAAUUGGGCACAUGGAAAGAGGAAGCAUUAAUUUUACCAAGACCGCGUCUAAUUGAUUUUGAAUUUUUUUUUUUGAAUUCUUUUAUACUUUGUGAUGAAAACUAUCAUUGCCCAA
Messenger RNA from Caenorhabditis elegans, 1058 nucleotides. RefSeq names its product Serpentine Receptor, class T (gene srt-28). The transcript has 5 exons. NCBI's taxonomy places the organism in Eukaryota, Metazoa, Nematoda, Chromadorea, Rhabditida, Rhabditidae. The coding region runs from base 1 to 999 and encodes 332 amino acids. The record is from RefSeq and is marked reviewed.